GUAUAAGUAUAUUGGGUAGUUCCCUGAAGUGCUUGGUUAAUUUUAUUGAAUUGUGAAUCAGUCGUCAUGAAAUCUCUUAUGCUCCUCUCUGUGUCUCUUUCCCUGGCCAGGGCGAGUUCUUUGCAAGAACGAGACUGCAGUCAUGAUAAUUGUCUAAGAGCAGUAAUCCAAUCCGGAUCCGAGUUUUGUUCAGCAUAUACAGCAACACCAACAAUUACCUCCCUCCCUACUUGGGCAACAGCAUGCACAUCCCCCUCAACGACCUCUCAGAUUCUUUCUGCGUGCUCCUGUCUCCCGACGCCGACAUCCACGCCCCGAAUACCCACCAUCUGGCUCGCAGGCGACAGCACCGAGGCCCCAGGCGGCGGCCACAACGGCACCGAAGGCUGGGGCCAAUAUCUCCAAUACAGCUUUCCCCCCUCCGUAGCGUUCGUCAAUAAUUCCGCGUAUGCGGGACGCAGUGCAAGGAGUUUUACGAGAGAGGGGCGCUUUGAGGCGAUUGCUGAGAAGGUUAAGCCGGGAGAUUGGGUCGUCAUUGAGUUUGGGCAUAAUGAUGGGGGUAGUCCGUAUCCAGCGGCGGAUGAUAAUGGGAGGGCAGAUUGUCCUGGUGCUGGGAAUCAGACUUGUCCUACUGUUUAUGCAAAUGUCUCGGAGAUCGUGUUGACGUAUCCUACGUACCUGAAAGAUGCAUCUGAGAUGUAUCUCUCGCUAGGAGCGAAAGUUAUCCUUUCCUCGCCGACGCCUGAUAAUCCGUGGGAAACGGGCAAUUAUAGUUAUACCCCUGAUCGUUUUACUUAUUACUCUUGGCUCUCCGUAACCGAACUCGGCGGCCCCUCAGCAGGCGUCUAUUUUGUCCCUCAUGGCCAAUACGCGGCUCAAGCCAUGAAGAAUCUGGGCCCGGAGAUAGUAGAUGCUAAUUAUCCGAUGGAUCAUACGCAUACGGCGCCGUACCUGGCGGAUGUGGUGGCGCAGAGCUUUGUGUUGGGGUUGAAGUGUGGGACGAGUGGGUUGGGGGGUUUGGUGAGUAAUGCGACGGCGAGGUUGGAGGGGAGUGUGCUUGGGACGUGUAUUUUGGCGAAUGGGACGUUGCCUAUUUGAUGGGGAAAGGGAAGGAGGGAGGUGGUGUGGAAGAGAGGGUUAUAGAGGGUCUUGGUGUGGUGAUGAGUUUAAUAACCUAAUGUGAAGAGAUUAUUCACGAAGCACCAUCCACG
Mollisia scopiformis is the source of this 1211-nucleotide messenger RNA. Its product is annotated as SGNH hydrolase. The transcript has 5 exons. Gene Ontology annotation, molecular function: hydrolase activity. Lineage: Eukaryota; Fungi; Ascomycota; Leotiomycetes; Helotiales; Mollisiaceae. The record is from RefSeq and is a predicted model, not a curated record. The coding region runs from base 67 to 1098 and encodes 343 amino acids.